Solanum verrucosum is the source of this 1449-nucleotide messenger RNA. Its product is annotated as B-box zinc finger protein 20-like. The transcript is spliced from 3 exons. Gene Ontology annotation, cellular component: nucleus. Gene Ontology annotation, biological process: regulation of DNA-templated transcription; photomorphogenesis. The record is from RefSeq and is a predicted model, not a curated record. Gene Ontology annotation, molecular function: zinc ion binding. Bases 129 to 1115 code for a protein of 328 amino acids. Lineage: Eukaryota; Viridiplantae; Streptophyta; Magnoliopsida; Solanales; Solanaceae.
UUUAUCUCCUCCCAUCUUCCUUUCUUAAAACUCUCCAUUUCUCUUUUUUCCUCUCACUUAUAGCAACAAUCUUGAUCCAUAAAAAAAAAAAAAAAGAGGCUAUUAUUUAAAUUUAAAUUUGAAUUCAAAUGAAGAUUCAAUGUGAUGUGUGUAACAAGAAGGAAGCCGUUGUUUUUUGUACAGCGGAUGAGGCUGCUCUUUGUGAUGAUUGUGAUCAUCGUGUCCAUCAUGUUAACAAACUUGCUAGCAAACAUCAACGUUUUUCUCUCCUUCAACCUUCUCCUAAACAAGCUCCUAUGUGUGACAUCUGUCAGGAAAGGAGGGGUUUCUUGUUUUGUCAACAAGACAGGGCUAUUAUGUGUAGAGAGUGUGAUAUUCCAAUACACAAAGCUAAUGAACACACUCAAAAACACAAUAGAUACCUUCUUACUGGUAUCAAACUCUCAGUAAACUCUGAUCUCUACUCUGCUCCAUCACAAUUACAAUCACAAUCACAAUCAGCAAUUUCCUCCGCGGAUUUGUGUGUUUCAAAUUUGAAGUCUCAGAAUCCCAUUAGUAAGUCUGUUGCUGGUUCUGUUUCUGUUUCCUCCACGAUUACUAGCAACACUAAGGGAGGAGCAGUAUCAUCCGCUGUGGAAUCAGUGAAAGUUGUUAAAGAGAAAGUUGGUGGAUGUAAUAAUAAUGUGCAAUUGGUGAAUGGAGGGGGGAAUAACUUAACAAGUAGUAUAUCAGAGUAUUUAGAGAUGUUGCCUGGUUGGCAUGUUGAAGAUUUUCUUGAUUGUUCAACUCCUAAUGUUUACUCCAAGAAUAUUGGUGAUGAGGAUAUGUUGUCAUUUUGGGAUACUGAUCUUGAGAGUCAAUUGAGUUCUUUUCCACCACAAAAUGUUGGUAUUUGGGUCCCUCAAGCCCCUCCUCUUCCAGAGUCAAAGCAAGAGACUCAGAUCCAAUUUUUUCCUUCACAAAAUUUGAACUUUGGUGGGAAAAUUGGCCUAAAAGAAUCAAGAGAAGUUACUAACAUGAAGUCCAGUAGAAAGUGGACAGAUGACAACUCAUUUGCUGUCCCACAAAUGAAGUCACCUUCCACUUCUUUCAAGAGAUCAAGAACUCUUUGGUAGAAAAUUUGAACGAUGAUCUUCUCUGUAUCGUUCCAAUUUUAUACUGAUGUUUCUAUGCAAGGAUGACAAGCAACAAAUCGAGAUGGCUUCUAUAAUCUUUUUCUCUAACUUGUUCAUCACUUUUGUCUUCUUCUUUUUUUUGGUUUAGUUUGAACCUCAAAAAAAUGAUGAUGACCCUAUCUUUUUGCUACAAUUGGCUUUGUUGUAGUUCUUAAAAUCUCAAGUUUGUUGUGCCUCGUACUAGCUUAGUGCAAGGAUCUUUUUGUUGAUGUAAAUAUCUUUUUUUUUUUUAUGAAUCCUAUGAAUGGAAACUUAAGAUUAGGUAUUGAAUAUG